This is a messenger RNA of Gadus morhua (Atlantic cod), 5844 nucleotides long. Its product is annotated as mucin-2. The record is from RefSeq and is a predicted model, not a curated record. NCBI's taxonomy places the organism in Eukaryota, Metazoa, Chordata, Actinopteri, Gadiformes, Gadidae. The transcript is spliced from 4 exons. The coding region runs from base 1317 to 5804 and encodes 1495 amino acids.
GAGAGAGAGAGAGAGAGAGAGAGAGAGAGAGAGAGAGAGAGAGAGAGAGAGAGAGAGAGAGCAGAUGGACGCGACACAGAGACGGAGCCAUGUAGUGAAUCUCACCGAGCGGCCGUGACUGCGAGGUGGUUACCGCAGGGAUAAGACGGAGAGCACGCCGGACCGAGGAAUGGACGGACAGACGGGCGGCCGGACAGAGGGACGGCGGGGAAAGCAUGUGAAGGAAUAAGCAGAAGCCAGGAGGAAGGAGGAGGGAGGAGGACGAGGAGGACGAGGUAGAGGAGGAGGUGGAAACUGCACUCCAGUGUUAAGAAGAGGAGAGACGGCGAGGAUUCAAGAAACAGACGAGGACACCUCGAUCAUCCCUUGCCAUGAAAGGAUGCGUCUCUUAGCCAAGUCCUGGAGGAGAAAGGGAGAGAGAAAGAGAGAGCGAGAGAAUCAAAACCAAACUCCAAUGGAGGACAUCCGCUGAAGCAAAAGAAGAGUGAUGAAAAAAAAAUGCGGACGGCGAUAGAGCGAGAUUGGGAAGCACAUUGGCCGGUUUCAUACCCUCUGAUCUCCUGAGGAGCAGAGGGAGUGUUGGCGGGGAUUCGAGAGAGGGGGAGAGGGACAAGUCGAGAGAGAGCGAGGUCCGUUGUUAAUGGAGUUGGGAUGGAUGGACGGCCUGCAUUCAUCCCAGCUCUGCCCGGUUGCUGGUUCCAUCAUCAGCCCUAUCAAGACUUCAUUUCUUUGGACACUAUACGGAACGAGCGCACAAAAGAACUGAAGUGUGCAGUUAACCAGGCUCACACGCAAGGGCGGGUGCAAGACAUUUCUUAGAUUCUUCUUCUUGUUCUUCUUCUUAUUCGUCUUCUUAGAUUUUUAUCUACGUUGUCGAUUGAAUGUUGUGACCAAAGCUUUCUGCUUGAGUGUUCUACUUAUUCGGAAGGAGACAAGCUUUUUUUACUUUUUCCUCGGUUAAGCAUCCUUCACCGAGUUCCAUACCUGUUAUGCUUUAUUUGCAAUACUUAUAAAUACAAUAUACUCUAAAGCUGUGAUUAUUCCAAACUGUGUACAACAAGGCUACCAAUCGACGCUAUCAACGUGAAAUAAGACUACUGAACGCAAUCACACGAAUAGUCACCGCACCCCCCAUCUAUUGUGUGAUGGAACGGGGAUUUCGCCAAAUGACAUCUCAAUGUCUCUUGUGGUCGUAAUAAAUAUCCAAUAAAGCAGGGAGCGUAUCUCAUUUACUACACAGUAACACAGAAAGACUUAUCAUAUCAAAGUGCUUACCGGGGCCUGUGGAUGUCGGGGGAUAGUGACAAACAGAAGACAUGGUGAGCAAAGAGCCGAACCAAUUGAUCACAGGCCACGCAAACAGCAAGAGCACCUUGGCCUUGGACAAGCUGCCCGGCACUAUGACUGUGCGCUCUGUGCUGCUAAACCGAGACUCCCCGGACAUCGAGAGCCGGUUGAAGAGACGCCGCAAUCGCACCCACCAGGUCCGCUUCAAGGACCUGGAGGAUGGCAGCAGCAGCAGCAGUGGCAAUGGUGGCACGGCCGAGUCCAAGAGCCAGUCGAGGGGCUGUACGACGGAGUCCAAGAGCCAGUCGAGGGGAUGUACGACGGAGUCCAAGAGCCAGUCGAGGGGCUGUACGGCGGAGACCAAGAGCCAGCAGAGGGGGGUUACGGCGGACUUCAAAAGCCAACAAAGGGGGCUCACAGAUUAUGGCAGCCCUCAUCCCAACCGCAAGCAGAGCAGCAGUAGCAGGGUCCAUCGGGGGUGGGCGGACCGGGAUGGGCCGGGUUGUGCGGCUCUGCCCGGGAGGACCUCGGUUGUGGGGGCAGUGCGAGGGGAUAUGGCAGAUACCAUAGAAGUAGUGGCUGCCUUCUUAGCGAGGGCCCCACCUCACCCAUUAACUCCAGGACCCACGCGUCGCUGCUGGAUCCCACCUCAGGCCAAUUCUUUAACUUUGCCAAUGACGCGAAAGUCCACCACGAGCACCAGCACAGCCAUACAGACUUCCCCAUGCCUAAAGAAGCCCCAGUCGCACUCCUCGAACCGCACACACAGCUACAGCCUGAGGGAUUCGGUGGGUGUGGAUGGGGAUGACGAGCAGGACUCCCAGGAUGAGUAUCUGGGCAACAACCGUGGAUCGGCCGCACGAUCCAGGAAGGACUUUGUUUCUCCUGAGACGCAGCAGCAGACAGUGGCCGUGCGGGAGGUCAAGACCCAGAGGUCAGACGGUGAAGCAUCUGUUGCUUUGUUGAGAAACUCUAGACAUGGUUGCCCUCCGCAAACCCUCCGCCACGCGGAACCCUGCUAUUGCUCAUCUGUGACCUGUCGAGAGGGCUCCAGGCGCCCAGGGAGCACUACCCCGUCUCUGGUUCGGAGGAGGAAGCGGCUAAACAGGGCCAUAAGUGACCCAGGGAAAGAGGUGUCCUUCUGCACCACCCCGACACAAACUGACAGUCCCACUCCUUUACGGUCACCCACAAAAGCUCAAGUCUGCACCACUGAGGUCCAGACUAGGAGCCCUUGUCAUUCUCCUCCACCUCCAGAGCAAAAACACUGCAUUGCCCAAAGUCCAACAAAGAGACCGAUUGUAUGCCCAUCUCCAUUUGCUGUAGAAAAACAACGCUCCGCCCAAAGUCCAGUAAAAAAAACGAUUUUAUGCUCAUAUCCAUUUCCUGUAGAAAAACACAGCUCCACCCAAAGUCCAACAAAAGGUUCAUGUCCAUCUCUACCUCCAGAACAGAAAGACGGCACCAUCCAAAGUCCAGUGAAAAGGUCAUGCCCAUGUCCAACGCGAGAACCUAAACACUGUAACACCCAAGUCCAAACUGACAGCCCUUGUCCAUCUCCAGCUCCAGAACAAAAACAUAACGCAGCAUACACAACAAAGAGUGUAUUCUCAUCAUCAAUCCCUGAUGGAAAACCCUGUACCACCCAAAUCCCAAACAAAAAAUCAGGUCAAUGCCCAGUUCGAAAUCCUACAUAUUGUACCACUCAGGUCCAAACUGAUAGCCCAUGUCAAUUUCCAUCCCUCAAUCAAAAACACAGUCCCACUCAAAGUCCAACAAAGAGUGUAGUCCCAUCGUUUCUAGAUGUGAAACCCUGCCCCACCCAAAGUCCAACAAAGAGUGUAGUCCCAUCGUUUCUAGAUGUAAAACCCUGUCCCACCCAAAGUCCAACAAAGAGUGUAGUCCCAUCGUUUCUAGAUGUAAAACCCUGCCCCACCCAAAGUCCAACAAUGAGUGUAGUCCCAUCGUUUCUAGAUGUAAAACCCUGCCCCACCCAAAGUCCAAUAAAGAGUGUAGUCCCAUCGUUUCUAGAUGUAAAACCCUGCCCCACCCAAAGUCCAAUUAAGAGUAUAGUCCCAUCAUUUCUUAAUGAAAAACCCUUCACCUCCCAAAGUCCAACAAAGAGUGUAGUCCCAUCAUUUCUUAAUGAAAAUCAAUGCACCACCCAAAGUCCAACAAAGAGUGUAGUCCCAUCAUUUCUUAAUGAAAAUCAAUGCACCACCCAAGGUCCGAUAAAGAGUGUAGUCCCAUCAUUUCUUAAUGAAAAACAAUGCACCACCCAAAGUCCAACAAAGAGUGUAGUCCAAUCAUUUCAUAAUGAAAAACCAUGCACCACCCAAAGUCUAUCAAAGAGUUCAUGCCCAUCUCUACCUUUAGAUCAAACAACCUACACAGCAAAAAGUCAAGUAGAAAACCAUCAUCCGUUGCCAUCAAACCACAAACAAUGCAACACCCCAGAACAAACUGAGACACCCUUCCCUUAUCCUUCAACUAGUCAACCCUGCAGCAAAAAGGCCCCAAUUAACAAACUUGUCUCGUCGCUAGAUGUAACAAUGAAUCCAAGCUCAGCAGUCAUUCAACCUGAGAACUUGUCUAUGCCCAGUACUUCUCUACCCCCAGUGCAGUGUCAUGAGCCUCACAGCACCAAAAUCAAUACUGUGCCUUAUCUUCCUACCCCUCCGUCUACAAUCGCAACCACACUGACGCCCCAAUCUUGCGCCCUCUCCCCUUUCCCUCCAUCAGCCAGGCCGGUGUGCUCCACUCCGGGCCCCACUCCCUCAGCUCCACCCCCUGGCAUGCCUUGCCCCACUACGGCCCUUAUUCUAGACCCAAAAUCUGUCCCUUAUUAUACUGUGGUGUCGCCGCUAGAUCCUGCCAAGGCAGCAGCUGUCAGCUUCAGUCCUUCCCCUAUAACAUGUCUUGAGGAGAUUGCUAAGGCUACUUUCUCGACCAUUAGGCCAUCCGCAUCCAUCUCUUGCUCCACCAUUACCCCAGGCGCAGCCCCUCCUAUCAUUCCGAAUGGACCCAUCAUUGCUUCCCCUACUGUCCCAAAUGCAGAAGUCCCAGCUACACCUCUACCUAAUCAACCAUCAAACAACACACCACAACCACAUGCAUCCCCUUGUACGUUUGUCACCCAAACUUCUUUGUCGUGCACUUCAAUAUCCUACUACACCACCACACACCCGACCGGGCUCACUGGCCUCCACUCGAGCUCCACGUUGCCCCCUUAUGCCACUGUGAUACAGACAGUAUCCCACUGUAAAAUCCCAUGUCAAGGUGGCCAAACCAUCUCUGCUGCACACCCUUAUUCUUCCCCGGUUCCAAAGCUUAAGUCAUGCACAUCUCCACCCUUACUCAUUCAGACGUACGCAUCCACCCUCCAUAGCGUGCAGUCCUGUGCCACUCCAAGCAAGGCCGCUCCCUUAUAUUCUUCCACUUUUCGGGCCGCACCGCCGUACACGCCCCCAUCUCAGGACAAGAAGGCUGUUCGACUCCCGCCGCCACCCCCACCCCCACCUCCACCCUACACCCCACGCAAAGAGGACAGCACCACUCCAGGCUCUGGAACCAGACCCAACACACCCGGGACGAGCUGCAACGAAAAAGAAAGCGAGAAGGAGAACAGGCAAGAUUUGACAGAAACAAAGUCACCCCAAAGUCUGUGUAGGAGAGCCAGCUCUCUGAGGCACAGAGCUGCAACCCCUCCAGUUUCUGUAAUUAAAGAAGGGAAGCAGUCCUACACUUUGCCUGCCAAGGCCUGUUCUAGGCCCAGCUGUCUCAGCUCAGCCCAAGCUCAGCUGGGGGCGUUACACAAGAUGCUCUGCUCAGGAGCCAACACGAGGUCCAUCGCCUCCAGUAGCCAGCAAGCCCUCCCUCCGAGCCAGCAGGACUCUGGCUCCGUCUCCGGGGGUCAGCCGACAGCAGGACCCCUAACUGCUACCCAGGCCGAGACUUUAAGGCAGGUCCAAGAGAUUCUGGGGGGGCUGGUGUCCGGAGCCAGGUGCAAACUGGACCCGUCCAGGGUGGCGGAGAAGCUCCUGGGGCCUAACGGACCCCUGCAUGACAUCCGGGCCUUGCAGACCCAGCUCCAGAGUCUGGAGGGGGUGUUAGAGACCAGCCAGAACACCAUCAAGGUCCUGCUGGAUGUCAUUCAGGACCUUGAGAAGAAAGAGGCAGAGAGAGACGGGAGGCACUCCUACAGGACUGGACAGGAUAUAGAGAACUGUGGUACCUGCAGGGACUGUGCCUGUAUCAUCUACAGCGUGGAGCAUGACUUCCGUCUGCAGGAGGGCCAGGUGGUGAGGAAGUGGAAGGUGGGGGACCCCCCAGAGGGCUCGCCUCAGUGCACGGCCAACCCGCCGACCCAGCCCGGGACCCCCCAUCGCCAGGACUCCCCCCAGCCAGCGCAGCAGCAGCAGCAGCAGCAGCAGCAGCAGCAGCAGCAGCAGCAGCAGCAGCAGCAGGCCCCCGGGUCGGGCAAGAAGCACAGGAAGAAAUGCUUCUGGUUCCUCUGAGUGAUCCUGCAGGAGGAAGAGGAGGAGGAGGUAGAGGAGG